Molecule: messenger RNA, 939 nt
Organism: Cavia porcellus (domestic guinea pig)
Lineage: Eukaryota; Metazoa; Chordata; Mammalia; Rodentia; Caviidae
Product: olfactory receptor 2L5-like
Exons: 1
Coding region: 1-939 (312 amino acids)
Biological process (GO): G protein-coupled receptor signaling pathway; detection of chemical stimulus involved in sensory perception of smell
Cellular component (GO): plasma membrane
Molecular function (GO): G protein-coupled receptor activity; olfactory receptor activity
Source: RefSeq, a predicted model, not a curated record
AUGGAAAAUUACACUGAGUCCACUGCUGACUUCAUCUUACUGGGUCUGUUCCCCUCAUCAAGGGUUGGCCUUGUCCUCUUCAUUCUCAUCGUCCCCAUAUUCCUAAUGGCCCUGGCUGGCAACCUGGCCAUGGUCCUACUCAUCUUCCUGGACGUCCAUCUCCACACUCCCAUGUACGUCCUGCUCAGUCAACUUUCCCUCAUGGACCUCAUAUACAUCUGUACCACUGUCCCCAAGAUGGCUUCUAGUUUUCUAUCUGGAAACAAGUCCAUCUCUUUCAUUGGGUGUGGGGUCCAAAGUUUCUUCUUCCUUACUAUAGCAGGUGCAGAAGGACUGAUCCUGAUGUCCAUGGCCUAUGACCGGUACAUAGCUAUUUGCUUUCCUCUGCACUACUCCAUCCACAUGAACAGAAGAGUGUGUGUGCUGAUGAUCCUAGGAUCUUGGGUAACAGGUGCUAUUAAUGCCUGUGCUCACACAGUAUACAUUCUCCAGAUCUCCUACUGUAGGUCCAGGACCAUCAAUCAUUUCUUUUGUGAUGUCCCAGCCAUGUUGACUAUAGCCUGUAGGACAACCAGAAUCCAUGAGUAUACAGUUUUUUUGAGUACCAUCUUCUUUCUCCUGUUCCCUUCCACUAUCAUUGUAUUUUCCUAUGGGAAAGUUUUUCUUGCUGUGCACCGCAUGCGUUCCCAGGUGGGCAGGAAGAAGGCCUAUUCCACCUGCAGUGCCCACCUCACUGUGGUGACUUUCUACAUUGUACCUUUUGCUUACACUUAUCUCCGCCCAAAGUCCCUCCGAUCUCCGGCAGAGGACAAGGUCCUUGCUGUCUUCUACACCAUCCUCACUCCAGUGCUCAACCCUGUGAUCUACAGCCUGAGGAACAAAGAAGUGCUUGAAGCCUUGGGAAGAGUGAUUUACAGAAUCUUCUCUUUUAAACUGUAG